This is a messenger RNA of Hydatigera taeniaeformis, 1251 nucleotides long. The record is from the annotation of a GenBank genome assembly. Lineage: Eukaryota; Metazoa; Platyhelminthes; Cestoda; Cyclophyllidea; Taeniidae.
AUGUCGUUGCUUGAGUUCUCAUUAGUUGGACACCGUAUUCGGAUUAUUUCUAAGGCGCAGAUUCGUUAUGAAGGGACGCUUUUCUCCAUUCGUAAAGAUGAGAACGAUGAUCUUGUUCUUGUUCUAUCCAAAGUUACGUCAUACGGUACGGAAGAUAGACCUUGUGAACAUCCAGUGAAACCGCUUAGCGAGGUCUACGAGCAUAUCGCCUUCCGCGGAAGGGAGUUAGUUGAUUUGCAGUUGCUGCCGUCCCCUCGCGUAGGUGACGAUCCCUCAAUCAUCAGUGCGGAGCUUGAGUCUAAUCCAUUACCGAAACAGAAACCUCUGGGGAGUGGUGAUGCUCCAAGUACAUCGAGCUUCUUUUCACAGCCGGAAAGUUCUACACUAUCGUCGUUUCCGAAUUUCAUGACACCCAAACCACCGGCUGAUCUGCUAUCUGAUAUUCCUACAACGCAUUGGGGUAAUCUGGAUACUUUGAGUGGUGGUGAAAAUGAUCGAGCCUCUGCUGCUGGUAUUGGCGCUAAUAUGACCCCGAAUAUUGAGGAGUCUGAUUCCAAAGAUGUUUCCAAAAAUGUUUCGAGUUCCAUUCGAAACGGUGAGGAGCGAAGAGAUUUUCAGAAUAGAUCACGCGGUCGUGGUUUUAGACCUAGUUAUUCGAAUUAUCAACGUUUUGGUGGGCGUAAUAACGGUAGUCAUGGAGAAAGUCGGCCCCGCGGAUCCUCCAACGCGAGUCAGCAUCCAGGUACCCGUCGCAAUUACAAUCAAAGGCAACGACAUUAUGAUCAUGCUAAUAAACCGCGUUCCGAAGAUUUGGACUUCAAAGAGGACUACGAUUUUGACAAGCCCAAUGCAGAACUGGCUGAGUUUCUUGAGAAAAUUGAGAUAGCUCCUCACAGCAAUACUGAAUCUGAACACGGUGAGGAAACAAACCUUGAGAAUGCUGACACCUAUGAUAGCAGCAAGUCUUUUUUUGACACCCUGAGUUCGGAGCUGAUGGAUAGAGCUCAUGGUGUUGUGAAAAGUCGGUCUCACCGAGAGGAUAGAAAGCAGAAUUUUGAUACCUUUGGUCCGGCUGCCAAUCGCGUUGGAGCAGCUUUCCGAGGUGGCUAUCGGGGUCGCAGGGCCGGUGGUGUUCAUUACCGGGGAAAUCAGCGCGGGGUUUACAAGUUUCCUAGUAAGCAAAUUCCAAUUCGCAAGGCUGAGGGCGAGGAUUCGGACAUCCCGAGGCAACCACAACAACAACAGCGUUAG